Molecule: messenger RNA, 2359 nt
Organism: Radiomyces spectabilis
Lineage: Eukaryota; Fungi; Mucoromycota; Mucoromycetes; Mucorales; Radiomycetaceae
Product: SacI homology domain-containing protein
Exons: 11
Coding region: 203-2212 (669 amino acids)
Biological process (GO): phosphatidylinositol dephosphorylation
Cellular component (GO): endoplasmic reticulum
Molecular function (GO): phosphatidylinositol-4-phosphate phosphatase activity
Source: RefSeq, a predicted model, not a curated record
CUUGACUUGGUUUGGGAUGGUGGGACAAGGCUGAAACCUGCUGGAUUCCCCAGAAACGGGGAAAUAAUAUUUAGCGAGUCACCCUUUGGUUGUCACCUUCUAUUGCAGCAUUCCUUUUCACUUUUUUCCCUUUUCAAUUGGUGCAUUGCAUUCCAACACUGUUCUGCGCUUGUUUCUGUUUAGUGUGGCCCGUCAUUGAAUAAUGUUUGAACAAUUGCGACUACACAUCACAAACGACGCCUAUGUGUUCACCCCAAUGUACGAACCCGCCCAACUGGCGGUGGCCUCUAACAAGUCUUUAGAUACGCUUACCAUUCAUCGGGAUUCGGGGGUCAUGGAGUUAAAUGCUCCGCCGCUGCAUAGUACAGUGCCACACGACCUUGUUGUGUAUGGCAUCAUGGGCUUUAUAAAUCUUCACGCUGGUGAAUACAUGAUCGUGGUAACGGAACGGCAGCGAAUAGGUUCGUUGCAAGGACAUGAUAUUUUCCAAGCGACAUCAUUCAAGAUGCUUCGAGUCCCACGGAGCACGACCGGUCUUUCCGAACAAAUGUUGCAAGAUGAGGAAAGAUACAUACACAUGGUAGAAACUCAUCUGCAGCAAAAUGCAUUUUAUUACUCUUAUACCUAUCCCAUCACAUUGUCUGUGCAACGUCAGACAAAUGCAGAUCGCACUGCCCCAUUAUGGAAACAGACGGAUGACCGGUUUUUCUGGAACCGAUACCUAUCAAACAAAAUGAUCGAAGCUACCAUGGAUUUAUCCGAUAAAGCAAACUAUGACAGUUUCAUUCUGCCAAUGAUUCAAGGAUUUGUAUCUAUUGUAACGACCAUGAUCCAUCAGCAGGCUGUGACGUUUGGUCUCAUUAGUCGUCGAUCACAUCAACGUGCGGGAACGCGAUACUUUUCACGUGGGUUAGAUUCAUCAGGGCAUGCCAGCAAUUUUGUCGAAACCGAGCAAAUCCUUUUGUGCGAUCAAAAGCAUCCCGUGGGACCUUACAAGACACAGAUGGCUUACGUGCAAACUCGCGGAUCCAUGCCGGCAUUGUGGGGUCAGACUCCAAAUAUUCGCUACACACCGCGACUUUGGCUCAAUACAGAAUUAUCCGACAACCAUGUCCUGGAGGCAUCUCGAAAUCAUUUAGCGGAGCAGAUUCGUUUAUACGGACCUCAAAUUCUGGUCAACUUGGUGAAUAAGAAAGGAUACGAGCUUUCGGUGGGACAAUUAUUCGAACAACUGGUACAGGCACUCAAUGAUCUCGACUUGUUCUAUGUUCAUUUCGAUUUCCAUCACGAGUGCUGCAACAUGCGAUGGAACAGAGUUCAACUUUUGAUUGAUCAAUUAGAACCUGAAUUACGAAAGCAAGGUUACUGCCAUUUGGAUAUGUCGCUGCCUGAGGAUCCCGUGAUUCGUCAAAUACAGUCGUCCGUUGUCCGUAGCAACUGUAUGGAUUGUUUGGAUCGCACGAAUGUGGUUCAAAGCACCCUGGCAAGAUGGGUCUUGAACCAGCAGUUACGGGAAGCUGGCAUUUUGCAGUCGACCGAUGUUAUUGAAAACGAUAUUCGCUUCAUGACUAUAUUCAGAGAAGUGUGGGCGAACAACGCGGAUGCCUUGAGUGUCGCUUACUCUGGUACAGGCGCUCUGAAGACCGACUAUACAAGAACGGGCGUCCGAACCAGAGCCGGUGCCUUGCGCGAUUUACAGAACUCUAUUAUUCGUUAUGUAAAGAACAAUUAUCUAGAUGGCUCGAGACAGGACGGCUUCGAUCUUGUUCUCGGAAAAUACAAAGUGCCCUUGGCCUCAUCCGUUGGUGGACAUCGUGAAAGUCCGUUUGCGAAACAAAAGCCCGUCUCUGUGCGUGUCGUCCCGGCUCUACUCCUGCUCUCGUUUGGCGUGUUUCUAUUUGCCCUCUUUUUCCCAAGCGGUAUCAAUAUCGCAUCCACCACGUUCUACGUCAUGUUUUUGGCGCUGUGCUUUGCCACUAUUCUAUCCACAUGCCACUUUAUGCUGGAACAUGGCACACAGUACGUUGAUUGGCCGAAACUGAUCAAUAUUGCCCCUGUGGCCGAUAUCGCCACCGCGGCUGAACCGAGCAUCACCGUAGUCACCAAACGACACCCCUUUUCACUGUCCUGGCGACAUAAGCGAGACAGCACAGGAAUGCUGGACGAAAUUGAACAAGGUCACGAACUGCCAACCUUGAAAAAAACCACCUAAGACUCGUUUGUAUUGUUAUUACUUAUACACAUGUUUCUCUAGUUCCCUCUGUAUAUAUUUUUCUUUCCUUUAUGGUUAGCCAACCUUUCCUAUAGAAGGUUAGAUCUCACAUGAUAGAUGUUUAUGCUUUUUGUCCCAAAAAAAACA